Misgurnus anguillicaudatus (oriental weatherfish) is the source of this 2961-nucleotide messenger RNA. RefSeq names its product inhibin subunit beta Aa (gene inhbaa). The record is from RefSeq and is a predicted model, not a curated record. NCBI's taxonomy places the organism in Eukaryota, Metazoa, Chordata, Actinopteri, Cypriniformes, Cobitidae. Gene Ontology annotation, molecular function: hormone activity; cytokine activity; growth factor activity. Gene Ontology annotation, cellular component: extracellular region.
GAAAGUUACUCUAGAACAAUUAGAAAAAUAAAUAAAUAAAAAGGAAACGCACCGAGAGGGAGGGAGCAAAAAGGAUGGGAGGGAGAAGGGGAAGUAUAAUUACUGUGUAAAAGAGAGGAGUAGAGAGACAGGGGACCAAGAGCCAGUAAAAGAGACCAGCCCACUUCAACAAAACCAUUCAACUCCUGCACAGUGAGCAGUCCCAGACCUCUUACGAGCGCACUGCUUCCCUGGGGCACAUCCAGAAGCCGACUGCCCGUCCCAUACAAACUUCUCAAGGACCUGAAGAAGGAAAAACCCACCGUUCCUGCUUUUCCAUCAGCACCCUUACUAGAAAGGAUUACACUUUUUUCCUCACUUUUUCUAUUCCUUGUUAGCUCUUAUUUUCAGAAGGAACUUUUCAAGUAACUUUAAGGAUGCCCCAUCUCCCUUUACUAAGCGGGAUCCUCCUGCUGCUCAUCCAGACCUGCUCUCUCAGUGCCAUGGUCACCAAAGGGAGCCUGGCAACGUCCGAACAGGCAGCCUCCACGGACUGUCCGUCCUGCGCCCUGGCACGGCUUCGAAAGGAGGGCGAGGACGAGGGAGCCCAGCAAGAUGUGGUGGAGGCAGUGAAGAGACACAUACUCAACAUGCUGCACCUGCAAGAACGCCCCAACAUCACACACCCGGUGCCUCGCGCCGCACUUCUCAAUGCCAUCCGAAAGGUGCACGUGGGGCGGGUUGCCAAGGACGGGAGCGUCCUGAUUGAGGACGAGGCCAGCGGGCGCUCGGAGACCGAACAGUCGGAACAGACUGAAAUUAUCACUUUUGCCGAAGCCGGUGAAGCUCCGGGCUUCAUCAACUUUCUCAUCUCCAAGGAAGGUGGCGAGAUGUCUCUCGUGGAGCAAGCCAACGUCUGGAUCUUUCUUCGACUGCCGAAGGGCAACCGCACCCGCGCUAGCGUCACCAUUCGGCUGCUCCUGCAGCAGGGCACGGGGGAAAAGAUUCUGGCGGAGAAGUCCGUGGACACGCGCCGCAGCGGCUGGCACACGUUUUCAGUGUCGGCUACCGUGCAGGCAUUACUGCAGCAAGGAGGGAGCGCGCUGAGCUUGCGCGUCUCGUGUCCGCUGUGCGCCGAUGCGCGAGCCACCCCUGUGCUCGUGACUCCAGGAGGCGGCGAACGCGAGCAAUCUCACCGGCCGUUCCUCAUGGCAGUGGUCAGACAAAUGGAUGAGGUGACCCUUCGGAAACGUCGCAAAAGGGGCCUGGAAUGUGACGGCAAAGUGCACGUCUGCUGCAAGCGUCAGUUCUACGUAAACUUCAAGGACAUCGGCUGGAACGACUGGAUCAUCGCUCCGUCCGGAUAUCACGCCAACUACUGCGAAGGUGACUGUCCGAGCCACAUCGCGAGCAUUACCGGCAACUCGCUGUCUUUCCAUUCCACCGUCAUCAACCACUAUCGCAUGAGAGGGUAUAGUCCCUUCAACAACAUCAAGUCGUGUUGCGUGCCCACGCGCCUGCGGGCCAUGUCCAUGCUGUACUACAACGAGGAGCAGAAGAUUGUCAAAAAGGACAUCCAGAAUAUGAUUGUAGAAGAAUGCGGUUGUUCGUAAGACGACUAAGAGAAGAAGAAGGGUAGGGAAAGAGACAUAAAAGCAAGGUUGGGUGGAAGGGGCGAGAACUUUAGCCCCAUGACUCGAAGGGUAAGAAAAACGAGGGGAUGUAGAGGAAGGAGAUCUCACUGCCUCAAGACUAACUCAAGCUGACAGACCUCUCUUUCUCUCGACCACUCGUGCGUGGUCAUCUUAGAAAUUCAAUGGGUAUCUGUUACUCGGAGUAAUCUCUGUGGCACUUUUAAAAGAGAAAAGAAAAUAUAAUAUAUAUAUUUUUGUUACAAAGUAAAGGGAGCGAGGUCAGAGGGUAUUUAUGCGGCCUACUUUGCAGCGCGAACGGGAGCUGCGGAAAGAGAGAUCACGUAGAUGAGGUGCCUGAAAAAGAAAUCUCAAAACUAUGCAACUUGUCAAGUAUUAUGAUAUAUUUUUCAUCAAGGUGUUGUUUUCGUUUCUUAACUAUUUACUUUUACGAACUAAAAAAAAGAAAAAGUCGUCUUUUUCUACUUUGUACGUAUAUUUAAUGUGUGUCGUGUGUGUCCGUGUAUACAAAACGUGUGUGUAUGUACAGUGUGCUUUCGGGAGUAUUUGUGUACGUUUGUGUGCGUCGUUGAGAGAUACUUGAAAGAAGUUUGACGGGCUGCUGGAACCAAACAUUCCUCUAUAUUAUUAUUGUAAUUAUUCUGACUAUUGUUAAUAAUAAUGUUAUUAUUAUGUUAUGGUUUCUGUACAUUUUUGUUAUCUUAAAAAAAGAGACGUUAAAACGUUUACAAUUUUGCACUAUAUCGAAAUUUUGAUCAGCGUAGCCACAUAUACAAAUAGAAUAUAGAGGAUAAACAAGAAGCACUUCAAAGCAGACAUACGUACAUAGCAAAGCAUGAUUUCAACAGAUUGUUAUAAAUAAACAGGGACCGUAGAGAGAAUUAGCACUACACCACGUACACAUGCAUUUUAUGAUAUAGUAUUUGGGUUUUUAAUACAACACCAAAGAAUUUAGUUUAGUGUUGCCUACAUUAUCUCAGAAGAGUUCACUCAAUAGGUUGCAACGCUUUGCCCCCCUUACAAAGAUGUUCACACCUUUCAAUUAUUUUGUCAAGGUCCCACUGCAGCUCACUGCUUUGUGUGCUUUUGCACUGCUGCACGGUCCAUGCGCGACUGGACUGGACGUUUAAAUGGUUAAUACAGCACUUAAACCAACCUUUUUGAGUUUGAUUUUAACUGUGGAUUGUUGAAAAAGUGAAUGUGCAGCAUUGAUAUUUAAUGACUUUUGGUGUAAUUGGGAGAUGAAUUUAUGUUUAGAAAUGUUUCACCAAAUAUUAAAAGGAUCUUACACUGUAAAAAGUGAUUGGUAACACCUACAUUGUAUAAAGUU